AGAUCUGGAAGCACCAUGUACACGUCCAUUCCCCAGAGCGGGUCUCCGUUCUCGGCCUCGGUGAAGGACCCUGGCCUGCACGUCUGGCGGGUGGAGAAGCUGAAGCCGGUGCCCGUCGCGCGAGAGAGCCAGGGGGUCUUCUUCUCGGGGGACUCCUACCUAGUGCUGCACAACGGCCCCGAGGAGCUCUCCCACCUGCACCUGUGGAUCGGCCAGCAGUCAUCCCGGGAUGAGCAGGGGGCCUGCGCCGUGCUGGCCGUGCACCUCAACACCCUGCUGGGUGAGCGGCCCGUGCAGCACCGGGAGGUGCAGGGCAAUGAGUCCGACCUCUUCAUGAGCUACUUCCCACGAGGCCUCAAGUACCAGGAAGGCGGCGUGGAGUCAGCAUUCCACAAGACCUCCCCAGGGGCUCCAGCUGCCAUCAAGAGGCUCUACCAGGUGAAAGGGAAGAAGAAUAUCCGUGCCACCGAGCGGGCUCUGAGCUGGGACAGCUUCAACACUGGGGACUGCUUCAUCCUGGACCUGGGCCAGAACAUCUUUGCCUGGUGUGGAGGGAGGUCCAACAUCUUGGAGCGCAACAAGGCGAGGGACCUGGCCCUGGCCAUCCGGGACAGCGAGCGGCAGGGCAAGGCCCAGGUGGAGAUCGUCAUGGAUGGGGAGGAGCCCGCGGAGAUGACCCAGGUCCUCGGCUCCAAGCCUGCUCUGAAGGAAGGCAACCCCGAGGAAGACCUCACAGCCGACCAGACGAAUGCCCAGGCCGCGGCUCUGUAUAAGGUCUCUGAUGCCACGGGACAAAUGAACCUGACCAAGGUGGCCGACGCCAGCCCCUUUGCCCUCGAGCUGCUGGUGUCCGACGACUGCUUCGUGCUGGACAACGGGCUCUGCGGCAAGAUCUACAUCUGGAAGGGCCGGAAAGCCAACGAGAAGGAGCGGCAGGCCGCCCUCCAAGUAGCCGAGGGCUUCAUCUCCCGCAUGCGAUAUGCCCCAAACACUCAGGUGGAGAUUCUGCCCCAGGGCCGUGAGAGUGCCAUCUUCAAGCAAUUCUUCAAGGACUGGAAAUGAGGGUGGGUGCCUCCUGCCUGCUUUCUCCUCUUCUGCUGGUCAGGGCUGUGAUGCCCCCUGCAGUUGUUCAAUAAAGGAAACGUGCUUUCCCAGCUCUUUUC
Messenger RNA from Carlito syrichta (Philippine tarsier), 1163 nucleotides. RefSeq names its product capping actin protein, gelsolin like (gene CAPG). Gene Ontology annotation, biological process: actin polymerization or depolymerization; actin filament severing; barbed-end actin filament capping. NCBI's taxonomy places the organism in Eukaryota, Metazoa, Chordata, Mammalia, Primates, Tarsiidae. Gene Ontology annotation, molecular function: phosphatidylinositol-4,5-bisphosphate binding; actin filament binding. Gene Ontology annotation, cellular component: actin cytoskeleton; cytoplasm. The record is from RefSeq and is a predicted model, not a curated record. The coding region runs from base 16 to 1062 and encodes 348 amino acids. The transcript is spliced from 9 exons.